AUGACGACCGAUCAGACGCGAGAUUCGUCCGCGGAAGCACCGCUAGGCGGUCCGAACGGCCAUGACUUCGCGGCGGAUGUUCCGCCGGAAGCCCUGGCGGCAAGCGUGGCGAUUUUGACGGAGAAGGAGCAAGACCCGGUGACGCGUCGCGAGUGGUGGGGGUGGUUUAUCUACAACGCGGCGGGAAACGCGUUCUCCCUCGUCGCAAUGUCGAUUUUCUUCCCGUUGCUCCUCGUCUACCUCGCCACCGCGCAGGCCGCCACGCAGGCCGGCGCGCCGCCGCCGCCGCAGUGCAACGCGACGCUCACGACAGGCUGCUUGCAAUGCGUGGCGGGCAAGGGGCAGCAGCUGAUGACGUCAACCAGCUACACGGCGUACGAUUCGCCCAACUUGCAAGCCGGCACGCUGUCGAUGGAGCCGGUGGCGUACACAACGGUCAUCAUCGGACUGGCCGUGGUGGUGCAGAUCAUCGGCCUCGUGUGCUUCGGCGCCGAGGCGGAUUUCGGGCAGGGCCGAUGGCGGAUGCUGCUGGUGGGAACGCUGAUGGGGGCAGUACCCUGCAUUCUAUGCCUGGCGCUCACAUCGCCGUCUCUCUGGUGGCUGGCGGGUCUGUUUGCCAUCAUCGCUAAUCUCGGAUACGGCAUCUCUCUCGUCGGCUACAACAGUUACCUGCCUGUACUGGUGGAUGCAUCACCUAAGGUGCUCGCUGCGGGCCCAGACGAGGCUUCCAUCCUUGCUGUCCGCGAGAAGGUGGAGAACAAGGCGUCCCUGUCAGGCCUGGCAAUGGGCACGCUAGGGAGCGUGCUCGCCAUGCUGCUCACCUUCGCCACCACGCUGCUCAUCCCAGACGACCUGCUCAAGCUCCGAGUCACCGUGGCAGUCUGCGGCGUGUGGUGGAUCGCGCUCUCUGCCUUCACCUUCGCUUGGCUGCACCCGCGCCCCGGUCCCCCCAUGCCCAAGACCGGAUUCUCCAUGCUCAACCGCUGGCGCCACCUCUUCGGUCUCUUCAAGGAGGCCUCCCGGUACCGCUACACGUUCAUCUUCCUCAUCUGCCUCGUUGCGUACGGGAGCGGAUUCACCACCAUGCUGCAGAUGGCAGUGCUGUUCGGGCAAAACGACCUCUGCCUGUCCGUAUCAUCCAUGGCUAUCAUUGCGCUUACCGUUGCUGUGGUGGCGAUUGCUGGCAUGCCGCUCGCGCUGCUCUUCCAGCGGAAAACCCACGCGACGAACAAGACCAUGGUCGUGAUUCUCCUCACGUGCCUAGUUCCCCUGCCCGUGUGGGGAUUCAUCGGGUAUUUCACCGCCGACGGGGGGUUCGGGCUGAAAUCCGCGUGGGAGAUUUACCUGUGUGCGGCGUGGCUGGGGUUCUUCCUGGGAGCUCUCACGUCAUACUCGCGCACGCUGUUCAUUGACUUCAUCCCCGAGGGCCGUGAGGGCGCAUUCUUCACGCUCUUCUUUAUCUGCGACCGCAUCAGCUCCUGCAUAGGCCCCUUUGUCAUUGCGGCCGUCACACAGGUGGGGGGUCAGCUCCGGCCUGUGUUUGGAUACGUUUUUAUUGUGCUGGUCAUCCCAGCUGUCUCCGUCCAAUUAUUCGUCAACUAUAACAAGGGGGUGGCAGAGGCUGGAAGGGCAACCAAGCAUCAAGAGAGAUUACAAGAGGAGAGUUUUCACGAAGGCAGUCAUGCUCACGGCACUCAAGUGGUUCAUGCAGAGCCGUGA
This is a messenger RNA of Closterium sp. NIES-65, 1719 nucleotides long. The record is from the annotation of a GenBank genome assembly. Lineage: Eukaryota; Viridiplantae; Streptophyta; Zygnematophyceae; Desmidiales; Closteriaceae.